Messenger RNA from Astrephomene gubernaculifera, 2236 nucleotides. NCBI's taxonomy places the organism in Eukaryota, Viridiplantae, Chlorophyta, Chlorophyceae, Chlamydomonadales, Astrephomenaceae. The record is from the annotation of a GenBank genome assembly.
GGCGGGCGACCUGCCCACUCAGCUGGCCAAGCUGGGUCGGGCGCUGGUUCAGGGGCUCACGGGCCACCUCCCGCCUCCCCCUCCUGCUGCUAGCAGCGAGGGGCCGAAAGAAGCAGGAGCAGAGGCAAUGGAGGUGGAUGCAGCAACAGCUGACGGCGACAGGAAUAGGCAGGAGGCCCCGGAUGCCCCCAAGCAGGAGGAGGAGCUGGUUCCGCUGCCUGAUGACGAGCGCAGUCACGCGGUGCGACCGCUGUCAUUCAAGUGGCUGGCGGGUCGGGGGCACGCGGAGUUCAGCAGCGGGCGGCAGCAGGACGCGGCCGAGUACUUCACACACCUCAUGGAGCUGAUCUCCCGCACCGAACACGCCCAAGCUGCACGACUGGGCAUCUCCCCCUCCUCCUCCUCCGCUCCCUCCCCCUCUUCCCUCCCCCUUCCCGCCUACUUCCGCCUCAGUCUGGAGGACCGGCUGCAGUGCGGCGAGAGCGGUGCGGUGAGCUACCGCACCACCCCCUCGGCGCUACUCAUGCUGCAGGUUCCCCUAGAGGCCGCGGUCAACUCCGAGGCGGUUGCGAGCUACCGGGACCGACAGGCCAAGAGGCAGCGGCUCAGGGAGCAGCAGGCGCAGGCUUACAUCGGCGCUGCCCCCGAUGCUACAACAACAACAGCUGCUGCUGCUACCGCCGCCACCCCAGGCGAUACCAAUACGGCAACGGGUCCUGCUGCUGCUGCUGUUGGCGGCGGUGGCGGCGGCAGUGAGCAGGUUUCGGGGCCAGGUAGCAGUUCCCUGGUGGUGCUUGCUGACGAGGGGGAGGAGGAGGCGGUGCUGCCCCGGGUGCCCUUUGACGCAUGCCUGCAGCGGUUUGCGGGGACGGAGGUGGUGGACGACUACCGCAGUGCCGCGCUAGGCGGGCGGCGCACGCACGCCACCAAGCGCACCCGCUUCGCCUCCUUCCCGCCUUACCUGCUGGUGCAGAUAAACAGGUACUUCCAGGACACCGACUGGACGCUCAAGAAGCUGGAGGUGCUGGUGGAGGUGCCCGACCGGCUGGACCUGGAGCCGCUGCGGGGGGCGGGGCCGCAGCCGGGCGAGCAGCUGCAGCCGGCGGAGGAGGACGCAGCGACACCGGGAGCGGCAGGAGCAGCGCCUGCAUCGGGCCAGCCAGCAGCAGCAACCCCAGCAGCAGGGCAGCCCCAGCAGCAGCCGGAUGCAGCGCUGGUGGCGUCGCUGGUGGAGAUGGGUUUCGAGGCGAAUGCAUGCGCUCGUGCGGCGGUGGCGGUGGGGGCCGGUGCGGGUCUGGAGGCGGCGAUGGAGUGGCUGCUGGGGCACCUGGAGGACCCGGACAUCAACGAGCCGCUGCCGGACCCCUCUACUGCUGCCAACGCCGCCUCCUCCGCCCCCGCCCCCGCUGCUGCGGACCCCGAGAAGGUGACCCAGCUCACCUCCAUGGGCUUCUCCGACACGCAUGCGGCAGCGGCACUGCAGGCCUGCAGCGGCUCCCUGGAGCGGGCCGCGGACUGGCUGUUCAACCACAUGGACGACCUGGAGGGCGCGGUGGCCAAGGUACUGUCGGAAGCCGCUGCAGCGUCCGCCUCCGCCUCCGCUGCUCCCCCUGCUGCUGCUGCUGCCUCCGCUGCCGCCCCUGCUGCCCUGCUGGACGGCCCCGGCCGCUACGAGCUGGCGGGCUUCAUCAGCCACAUGGGCUCCAACCUGGGGUGCGGGCACUACGUGGCGCAUGUCAAGAAGGAGGGCAGGUGGAUCAUCUUCAACGAUGAGAAGGUGGCGGUGUCGGAGCAUCCCCCGCGAGACCUGGGCUACCUCUACCUCUUCAAGCGCGUGGAGUGAGCAGCGGAGGAGGAGGAGCAUCCCCACACGUCCUGGUGUCGAGAAUUAAAGGGGGCCAAGCGAUUAGAGGCGAGGAAAGCUGGGUUCAGGAUGUAGGGUGGCGCGAAGGCGGGGCAGCAGCAGCAGGAGCAGCGCUGGGAGACCUGUGAGGGACAGGAGGCAGACAGGGAAGUAACAGGAGGGACAUGAGGGUUGAAGCAAGUUGGGGUUUGUAGUGAUGCAAAUUGACAUUGAAGGCUUCUGGUUGUGUAAGCGUUGCGGUAAGGAGCGGGGGUUAUCGAUGGCCGUAGAUGUUAAUGGAAGAUGCGAGACAGCGAGAGGCGGCAGGGAGAACGUGUAAAGCCCAAUCUUAAAUACAUAUGGGUGCGGCUUGCAAAUCGCUGGAGCAUGUAU